Panonychus citri (citrus red mite) is the source of this 5557-nucleotide messenger RNA. RefSeq lists its product as uncharacterized. Lineage: Eukaryota; Metazoa; Arthropoda; Arachnida; Trombidiformes; Tetranychidae. Bases 1148 to 5125 code for a protein of 1325 amino acids. The transcript is spliced from 2 exons. The record is from RefSeq and is a predicted model, not a curated record.
UUUUUCCAAUUCAAUGAAUUAACUUUAAUUGAAAUAAUUAAGAAAGAAAAUGAUUUAACUGUGAUGGCGAAUUGAGACAAAAUCAAUUUUCUCAUUAUUGUUAUGAUAAAUUAUUGUUUUCGUCUUAAUAACGAUAAUGAUAGUGAAUUAAAGCUUCCGCCCAGUUGAUUGUUCCAAUUCUGUUCUUGAAAUUGAGGCUCUGGUGACACAAUGGAGUUUGAAGAUAAAACAAGAAGAUGAUGAGAAGAUUAAGAAAGAGAAGGAGAAUAAAAGAAAGAAGAGAGAAAGAGAGAGAAGAGAGAGAAUUGAAAUCGGGGGUGAGAACGAAAGAGAGAAAAGAUUUAUCUGAAUGAAUAAAGUUCUGUAUGUAACCGGUCUUGGCAUCGAUUCUAACUCAGAAUUUCUCAUUCUUUUUUUCUUCUCUUUAUUUUCUCUCUUUCUGCUCACUUUUCUCUCUAAUUUCAGCUCCCUCGGUUACCUGAUCUUCCAAAUGAACAGUCAAUCCAGUUUGUAACUUGAUUGUGUUGGAUUAACAUCAACACAACAACGAUUUCGUUCUCGUUGUGUUUAUGUAACUUUUUCUUUCAAAUUCUAAUCAAUGAUAAACAAUGUUCACAGUUUUCAAUCAAGGAUCAAUAUUGUUGUUACUAUUUGAAUUAACAUGGAAAACUCAUAUUACUUUCAACAGUUGGAAUUGAAUAAACAAGUGACCAUCAUCAUCAUCAUCCGAUCCUAAGACUGACCAUUACAAUGUAUUUCUAUUUUUAUAUCUAAUCAAUUAAGUUACAUUGUUUAUCUUAUCAACUUCAUAUUGAUUAGUUUUAUAAUUUUCUACAAUUAAAAACAACCAAUAUGAUGAUUAACUCAUUUUCCCAGCCAAGGAAUCAAAAGUUAACCUUUUGUGAUCGUUGUGAUGAAAAUGUUUCACUUUUUUAUUCAAAUUUCUGUCAACAAUGAGUUUAGAUUAUAAUUGUUGAUUAUCAUUUGUAAAUCCAUCAUCAUCAUCAUCAUCUUAAUCAUCUCCUCGAUUUGUAACCUUUCACCUCUAGUCUUCAUAUAAAUCAUAUUCUGGUUGUUUAUCCAUCAUAAAAGUGAACAGAAAAAGUUUCGGAUUUAACAUCAUCAAUCAACUAAUUGCUACAUCAACAUGGAUGCCACAGCCUAUGGUUGGUUAUCAAACUGUGCCUUUGCCCCGGCCAUUGGUGCCCUCACUGUGUGGAUAUUGUUUAUGUUUAAUAUUUAUCGUUCUGAAUGGAGAAAUGUUGAUAUUUUUCUGGUUCUAAUUACGAUUCAACAGUUACUUUCCUGUUCAUCCAUUUUCGCCUAUUCCCUUGUUAAUAUAAUUCGCUCCCGGGUCGAAACCUCAUGUAAUUUAACCGUAUGGUCAUUGACCACUUUACGAAUCUUCCAAUUGUCCACCAUAGGUUCGCUUGCUAUGGACAGAGCAUUGACCCUUAAAUGGCCUUACAAGUAUCGAUUUAGUGUUCGUUCAAAUCAAAUUUGUUACCAUAUUGUUGUGAUCGCCCUCAUGUCGGGCUUAGUUGGUGUUGCCGGUGUUUUUGCUCGAGUCUCACCAAUAUUUCAACAAUCAUCAUCUGUAACUUAUUCAUCCUCAUCUUCAUCGCCAUUGUCUUCAACUGUAUCAAUAGCAUCAACAACACCAAUACCAACAACAUCACCAUUGUCAAAUUAUCCUAAAAUUUUGACAACAACAACAACAAUGCCAAUCAAUUAUACUCAAUCAUCAUCAACUUUAAUCAUUCCCAUUAAUUCAUUGAUGAAUCAACAAGUUUGCAGUUUAAAUCCAUUAGCAUGGGACAUUAGGUUCAACCUUUUCUUUACUUGUCUCUGUGGUUUGAUCACUUUGAUUACUUUAUCAUCAUUUGUUUACAUUGAAUGUAACCGUGAUACAAAUGAUUCAAGUCGAUCGACACCAAAGUCCAAAAUGUUGCCAAAUUCCCGAAUCUCUUCAUUUGGUGACCUUGCAGUUGAAAACCUUGGUUCUAAUGAAGCGAUAACGACCAAUAACACCAAUACCAAUAAAUAUAAUAACCAUUCACCCGGUUCAUUGGGUGGUAAUGGCGGAAAUGGUAAUGGUGGUGUCGGUGUCGGUGUCGGUGUGGGUGUUGGCAUUAAUCCUGGAAACGGAAUAACCUCUGGAAGCCACAAUAGUUUACAAAGAUUUUACAGUAUUAGCAAAGAGGAUUCUCGUCUUCAUCCUUCAUCAAAUCAUCAUCAUCAACAACAACAACAUCUUCACAACCAUUCAAAACUCCACUCAAAUCAUUCAUUCAACAAACACCACAAUUAUCCUCAACAUCAUCCGCAUCCUCAUCAUGGUAAUAACAAUAUACUCAACCACAUCCGAUCAUCUGAUAUGAGAUGGGCUGUUGUUGUUGCCAUUACAAGUUUAAGCUACGCUGUUAAUCAAGGACCAUCACUGAUAUUCAUGUUCAUUGGGAUGAUUGUGCCCAAUUUUUGGACACCUCUUCAUGACAAUGUGAUCACUUGGUUUGCUUUAAUUGAAGGUUUCCUUUUGCCGAUAUCUUUAUAUUUAACUGAUGAUAAUUUUCGUGAUGCCGUUAAACUGUCCUUCCGUCGGUCAUCUGGUUCAUCUGGUUGUUUGACCUCAAGUGGAGGUGGAGGAUUAGCAAUUAAUCCAUCAUCAUCCUCAUGGUCGGAAAAAUAUGCUAAAUCAGGAUUAAUAAACUCUAAAUCACAUCAAGGGUUUGCCUUUCAUUAUAAUGAUUUCGUCCUAAUUGACAAACCUUACCUUGGAUUAAUGAAAUCCCCUGAGGCUAAACGGAGCCCAUCAACUUUAAAUUUGGUCACUUCAUCGACAUCUCGAAGCCCUUAUCCAGGUCGUCAUAAUCAAUCAUCAACUGAUAAUAGAUCACAAUCACAAUUACAUUUAAAUUCAAUUGUCGGUGGUGUUAAUAGACAUAAUCAUGGCUCAUCACUAUCGAUUAACGCUGUUGGUGCAGCAAUUACUAAAUCAUCUUCAUCAAUUGGUCUAUUUGCUAAUCAUCAUCAUUAUCAUCAACCUCAUCAUCUAAAGGGACAAUUAUCCAGAAAAACGUCACAUUUAUCAUCGUCCAACAAUUAUAUCACCGAAUUGUCAAAGAAGCAAACACAAUCGGGAUUAACUCAAUUCAAUCAAUAUCUAACAAAUAAUUCAACAAUUAACUCACAAUUAACUCGAUCUGAUGAUUCUAUCAAGAAGGAAAAAAUUCCCUCUUUGGCAAGAAUAUCACCAAUGACCUGGUCAGUUAAUGGCGACAAUUGGCAUUUCUCUUCAUCAUCGACCGUUGACCGGAAGAUGAUGGCCUCGACCAUGGAGUUGACCACUCCAAUCGGUGGUGGACAACAGGAUAAUCAAGAUGAUACUCUGAUAAUUAAUGAUGAUAAUGACAAAGGAAGAUUGAUUGGGAAGAGUAAAAAGUCUGAUGGUAAACGAAAAUCAAACGAAGUGAAAGAUUUUAACAAAAAAGAGAAACAAUUAAACAAUUUAAUCAACCAUUCUAAUCGUUUCAACAAUCAAGAUGAUGAUGAUAUUAUCGAUGAUGAUGAGCAUAUUUAUGCAACACUUAAGGUCAGAUCAGUUGGUGAUUCUAAUUCUGAUUAUGGUCGAUGUAAAGAUGCAAUUAAAUCAUCGUCUCAACAACCACAAUUAAGGAAACCAGAAAAUUCAGUUAAUUUUGAUGAUGAUGCUUCAAUUUCACAAUUAUCAUUCACAACCAAUGCUAAUGAUGAUUUUGAAUUUCAUGAUACAAGAGAAUCUGGUUCAGCAAUUUAUACUAAAUCAGAUAAUCUUGGUAAUUGUCCAGCUAAUGGUAAACAAUUAGGGGACGUUGAAAGUGGUGAAUCAACUUCAUCAGGUGAAGAUGUUUCAAUAAUUACAAGUGAUUCUUGUUCAACAAGUGACUCCGAAAGUGACAAUCAACCAACAACAUCCAACCAAAAAUCGCAAUUAAAUCAAAAAUCAUCUGUUAAUUAUAUGUCUCAUCAACAAUUGUAUCCAUCCCGUGGUAAUCACUAUCAUCUGCAACCAAAUCGUCAUCAUUAUUCAUCACAAUUAGCAUUAACACCUAAUCAUCUUCAUCUUAAUCAUCUUCAAAUGGAGAAAGGAAACUUUUAUGUUUCCAAAACUGCCAAUCUAAUUGCAGCCAAUCCAAUUUUAGGAGGAUUAAUUAAUCGUAAUAAGUCACGAUCAUCGUCCCAAAUUGUUAAUCCAAAUAAUAUUCUUAAUGGUAACAAUCAGUUAGGAGGAGGAAUAGGAGAGGAGAAACGCCGAGGGUGGCAGUUUUUUUCCGCCAGUGAUUUGCAUCUAUUGGACACUAAUAAUGGACAAUCAGUUAAUCAAUUACCAACUUCGUCGACAUCAGUAAUUAAGGAAAAUCUUCCUUCGUCCAAACAACAGGACUCACAUUUUAUCAAUCCAUUGAGUAAUCAUUACUAUUAUAAUGGGAAGGAUAAAUUGGCCAGUGGUCAAGUUACUGGUCCUAGUAAAGGAGUAAUUGGCUCACGAAGGUCAAUGAGUGAGACUAAUUUAUCACCAGGACGGACAAUUAGUCAAUUUAUUCAACAACAGCAACAAUCAAUUUAUGGUUCAAGAGAUGCUGGAUUAUAUCAUUUGAACAGAUCGACUCAUAAUAGGAUUCAUUUACCAUUUGACCCUAAUUAUCCCGCUCAUAUUAAUCAUAAUCAGCAACAUGAUACUAAUUCAAGUGACAGUACAAAUUCAAGUGGCAGUAGUUUUGGACCUGGUGAUCGUGUUAAUCGUAAACGAUUUGCUAAUUUAAUUACUGGUGGUGAGGCUUCUGAUCGUCGGUUAGAACGGAUUAGUAGCUUUUCAAAAAAUCGACCUCGAAUUCGAGCUCAAAAGUAUCAAUUAAAUCGUCGAGCAGCGGCAACUGCGGCCAAAAGACAGGAAUCAAUUAAAGAGCUAUCGGUUGAUUAUCGACGUAAUUGUGUUGGUUCACGUUUAUCACUCACCCAACAGGAUUUAAUUAGUGGACCAAGUGAACAAUUAGGAGCUUUUGUCAGUGUCAAAUCAAUGCCCGAUUUAACAAUCAACAGUUACCUGCCAAUUUACAAUCAAUUGUCGUCAAUUAACAAGCAUUAAAGUUUUUUCUGUCACCCAACAAGAUCGACAAUCAAUCGGAUUUGAUUUUAAUCAUCAACAAUACAAUUUAAAUUGUCGCCAUUUUGUUUGAUUCCAGUUUUUUGUUUAUCCUCAUUGAUUCAACGAUAUUACCAAAUGCAUCCUAAUAAUUAUUAAGGAUACGAAUUAAUUGAACUACUCUCAUAUUGGAUAAGUCAAUUUGUGCCAAUUAAUCCAAUGAUAAAUUAUAAUUGUAAUGUCACCAUUUACAUAACAAUCAACUGAUUUUCAGAGACCCAAAUGAGUUUAACCCAUUCGGUUGUCAUUUUGAACACUUAAAAUUUGAAUUGCACUUUGUUUAUAUUGUAAUAUGAAUUUUUUAUACUAUUUUUGUGUUUAUUUAACAUUAUUAGUCCAACAAUAUAAUUAAAAUAAAGUUACAAUUUAUUUGGA